CGUUAGUAGGGCUACAACAAGCUAGUUUAGGAAGCUAGCUAGCUUAACUAAUAACAAACCACAUUCUUUCUUCAGACUGACAUGGUCCAUUCCAUGUAUUGCUGUAGAGACACAUGGAGGGCCUGACUUCUCUCUAACACAAGCUUUAGAAGAUGUCUCUCAACAAGGAUAUGCCCAGAUUGUGGCCCUCCGGGAGGAACAACAAGUGCUCAGCUCUCUCCAGUUGAAUCUCUCCUUACCUGCUAACACACUGACCAGUAACAUUUUAAAACUCCAGGAACACUGCCAUAUUAUCAGACAUUGAGAAGAAAGGCAAAGAAGCUGAAGUGGAGUUCAAAUCCAACGUGAGGCAGAUUCUCAUCCUGGAGGGUGAGAUGGAACACCUGCAGUGACACAUGCAAGACCUGGGCUUGCGUUCCGUCACCGUCUACAACGAAAACACAGAGCUCCGACUGCUGAUCGAGGAAGAGGAGGACAACUUUAGCCGCGUGCUGGCCGGUUACAACACCUACCGGAACAAGAUGGAGGGCCACCGGACAGCCGUCUUGCAAGCGGAGAGCCAGACGAGGGCUCACAGGGAGCUAGUGGAGAAGAGGGCUCUGGUCAGAGUGCUCACAGAGAGGAGAGAGGAGCUGAGGGCCGACCUGGAGAACCCAGAGGGGAACGCUGUGAAGCAGGCACAGAAAGAGAUGGAUGACAUGAGGUGGCAGAUCUCAGCCCGGAGGAAGAUGGUGACUGAGAGAAGAGAGCUCAUCCUGAAGGAGUUUGAGAGUCACACACUGAUCAAGAAGCAUAUCGAGAUCCAGAACAGACGGUACGAUGCCAUCGUGAAGCGUCUCCACUGCCAACUGAUGAAGGCCCAGUCCGGCCACAGGCAGUUGUCUGAUGAUAUCUACCACAUUGAGAGAGAGAUCCAGGACCUCAAGAGACACCUCGAGGUACCAUAAGUUAGCAUUCUGGUUCAUAAAACUCUACGUUUUGUAGUAUGACCUAAGGCUAGGAGUUUUCCCAAGCCAAGACAUACUUCAGGCCCUUAGUGUAGGUC
Molecule: messenger RNA, 1045 nt
Organism: Oncorhynchus tshawytscha (Chinook salmon)
Lineage: Eukaryota; Metazoa; Chordata; Actinopteri; Salmoniformes; Salmonidae
Product: coiled-coil domain-containing protein 122-like
Exons: 4
Coding region: 396-947 (183 amino acids)
Source: RefSeq, a predicted model, not a curated record